AACCAAAAAUUACACAAGAUCAUAUUAUAACUUCAAAAAAAGAAAUUAUUUGGAAACUUUUAAUGGAAUUAUUUGAUUUAUUUAAAUAUCCUACAAAUACUAAAUAUAGAUUUUUACAAACUACACCUCAAAUGAAUCAAAUUGGAUAUAAUAAACUUGCCUUAUAUUAUGAAAAUAGAAAAAAACGUAUGGAAAAAUUAUAUAAACAAGAAAUUACUAAUGAAGAACCACGAAAUACAUCUGGAAGAAGAGCUACUGAAGUU
This is a messenger RNA of Funneliformis mosseae, 263 nucleotides long. The record is from the annotation of a GenBank genome assembly. Lineage: Eukaryota; Fungi; Glomeromycota; Glomeromycetes; Glomerales; Glomeraceae.